AUGGCCCCAGGCGUAGGCGACGCCGAUGAAGGGGAGUUUGCUCACUCCCAGAACGACGAGAUGCGGAUGUGCGGGUUAGCCGGGGAUGAUGAGGAGGAUAAUGUCCGCGAGGACUGCGCCGAGCUAUUUGGGCGGUCUGCUGUUGAUCCCCUUCCCUGUGACCAAGAUGCGGUCCCGGUCCACGGGGAAGGGGCCAAUCCCGAUGCCGACGGUGGCGACAGUGAGUGCUCCGGCGUCAGGCAAAUCCACGGCAUGGUUUUGGACGUUGGGUUGUCUCAGUCAGAGGAAGGACCUCAUCACCCAGGAUUGAGCCCUGGGCCGGGACACACUGCUUCUGUUUGGAACGCAGCACAGCUUGGUUAUACAGUUUCUGACUACUCUGCUUUGGCUAGGCAACCCUCAGUUUUGCUUCCUCCUCCGUUCACCAUCACCAUGGCUCAGAUCGAUCUGAUGGAGGUGGCAGAGGCGACCUCUGUGGAGUCCGCGAUUCUAUGGCAGGUGCAAACUAUCCUCGAAGCUCUUCUACCCACCGGCGAGCUCGACGCUUGGCUUCAUGGAGUCGGCCUCGCCGGUGCCAUCGGGGAACUCAAGUCUGAGGUGGAGAGGAUGAAGACGGUGAUUAAUGGUGUCAAGGUGAGGGCGGUCGGGAACAAGCCGCUUGCCGCUCCCUCGCUCGUGUCAAGGAGCUCAUCUGCUAUCGUGCAUGAAGGCAUGGUUGGAGAUGGAGCAGAGCAAGUAGAUGCAUCGGCCAAUACUGUUGUUAUGCUUGCUCCUGCUAUUGAGCCAGAAGGCAUGGUUGGAGAUGGAGAUAAUAGAGAUGGAGCAGAGCACGUAGCUGCAUCGGCCAGUACUGCUGGUGUACCGAACAAUAACGCCCGCAAAAAUCGAUGCAAGGAGCGGGACUAUUUCAACAUUACACCGUCUGUUAAUGGAGAGCCUGCGAGAGCCAAGUGCAUUGACUGUGGCACACAGGUUGCUUUUAGUUACGGGACGUCAGUUUUGCGCAAACAUCGUAACAGUGCCAGUUGCAAGAAAAAACGCGCAACAAUUGAAGAGGCGCCGAACUGUCCAAGUUUUGGUGAUCGUGUGCAAAGUGCUGCCAUAAUUUCGGCUAAUGCUUCUGAGGGUAGAAAAAGGAUGAGAACUGAGGGCAAUGUAGCUACUACCACACACCCCUGGGACAAGACCAAAUUUUUGGAAAGGAUACACAAAAUAGCUCUUGACUUAGGAAGUAUCCGAGGCUCUCGUCCUCGAAAGUUGUAUGGAAGGGACACAGAGAAAGACUUUAUCAUGAGGGUGAUCGAAGCUGCUAAGUCAGACAUCAUAACUGUACUACCAAUUGUGGGCAUUGUAGGAGUCGGGAAGACGGCUUUAGCUAAACUUGUAUACAAUGAUCGACAUGUUAAACACCAAUUCGAGCGGAUAUGGGUUUGGGUGUCCAACAUCUUUGACGAAGUAAGAGUGAUAAUGGAGAUCUUAGACGUUAUUACCCUAAACGGCCAUGAAGGAUCUCCUCGCACCAGAGAAAGCUAUGAAGGAGUAAGUAACUAUACAAAGCUUCCAGAGGUCUUAAAGAAUCAUAUGGCCUAUCAGCCCAAAAAGUUUCUGCUUGUUCUAGAUGAUGUCAAUGACAGAAUGGAUGAUUCCCGAUGGAAAGAUCUGUUGGAUGCUUUGGUUGCACAAAGGCAGCGUUUCUUGUUUUCUUCUAUAUUUCCAAAUGGCUAUUUGUUCCAUAUUGACGAUUUGGUUUACAUGUGGAUAUCGUCGGGAUUUGUGAAAUCUAUUGAGCAUGUUGAAACAAAAGACUCCAUUCUACACCAUCAAAAGUACUAUGUUAUGUGUGGUAUUAUGCAUGAAUUUGCAAGACUGGUUUCAAGGGCUGAGUUUGCAACUAUGGAUGGUUUAGAGUGCAAAGACGUUUUGUCAACCAUACGCCAUUUUUCAAUCCUAAUUGAUUCCGUGUACCAUGAAGAUGAAUGUGGGAUCAUACUUCGUAAUGGGAAGUUCGAAGAAAAAUUGAAGAGUAUAAGUUCUUUAGUGAGAGGAUUGAGGACAUUGAUCUUAAUUGGGGAUUAUGACUCUUUAUUCUUCCUGUCCUUCCAAACCUUCAUCUGUAGUUUGGUAAAUUGUGCCCAUCUUUGCUACCUAAAACUUGAGAACAAAUGGAGCAAUGAAGCUUUGCCUAUAUCUCUGAGCAAUCUUUACCAUCUUAAAGUAUUAGAUGCUAGACGACCAGUUAUUAUUGAUGGUAUGAGUGAUCAUGUUAGCAUAAGGAAACUUGUUCUAACGAAGGGAGCAUGCUGUGCUUGCUCCCCAUCAUGGUCUGCUUGCUUGCAGACGAUCCGUCUAGAGGAUUGUAAAGGAUGGGAAAUUCUCCCAUCUCUGGAAAGGCUAUCAUUUCUUACAAAGUUGAAGCUAAGGAAUAUGCUCAGAGUAACAGAAUUGUUAAUUCCUUCGUUGAAGGAGCUGGUCUUGAUUGAUAUGCCAAAGUUGGAAAGAUGUUUUCCCAAUUCAGUGAGGGACCUGAACUCAAGUUUGAGGGUACUGGAGAUCAGGAGAUGCUGGGUACUAAAGGCCUUUCCCCUCUUUGAGAGCUGUGAAAAUUUUGAAAUCGAGAAGUCAUGGUUGCCCAAUGUUAGCGAGCUCACCAUCCAUGGGUGUCUUCAUUUAAUGGUAACAGGGCUAUCGAUACAAGGAAAAGAGAAUAGUUUAUCAAAUCUCACCUCAGCUCCACGUGCCUUGUCACAGAGAAAUUCAUAUCGAGAUGGCGCAUCGACUAGGCGAUGUCCUAGCAAACUCUUGUGCAUUCCAUCUAAUAUUAUCCCCUCUCUCAAGAAGAUAGAAAUUAUAUAUUGCCAUCUAACAACAUUUCAGGGGAACAAGGAAGACAUCUCUAGAUUCAUCUCCCUUGAGGAGCUAAGAAUUGUUGGAUGCGACGAGCUGAUAUCGUCUUUGGUGCAUGAAGAUGAGAUUGAUGACCAAGCAAACGGAAGAUGGCUUCUCCCGUGUUCACUUGGUGUACUGGAUAUCAGAGAUGCUUCCCUGGGAACGCUGCAGCCCUGCUUCCCGGGAGAUCUGACCCAGUCUCACAGUACUAAAAGUGUGGGAUAUCUUUGCAUUGAAAUUUCUACAGCUGCAUUCCUGCACAGCCCUGCUAGGAAUGAGGAAUUAGCAUUCGUAUUCGAAUUAAUGUCCGUGCGUUGCAACCAAAAUAACAAUCUCAUAUUCCAAACUUUUCCCACAUGUGUAAAAUUAUAA
Miscanthus lutarioriparius is the source of this 3258-nucleotide messenger RNA. The record is from the annotation of a GenBank genome assembly. NCBI's taxonomy places the organism in Eukaryota, Viridiplantae, Streptophyta, Magnoliopsida, Poales, Poaceae.